Caenorhabditis angaria is the source of this 661-nucleotide messenger RNA. The record is from the annotation of a GenBank genome assembly. Lineage: Eukaryota; Metazoa; Nematoda; Chromadorea; Rhabditida; Rhabditidae.
AUGCGAUCUCUUCAAAUUUUCGCAAUUUUUGUUCUCAUCGGGUCAUUGCACGCUCUUUUGGGAGCCGUCGGCUCAAAACAAACUGUGACUGUUGUCGGAAAAUUGGUGUGUAAUGGAGCGCCGGUGAAAGAUGUUACUGUGAAGUUGUACGAGGAUGGAACUAGUAGGUUUUUUCUGGGCGGUACUGUAGUCAUUUUGGCUCAGAAAUCUACAGUAUACCCUGCGUACCGUAUAUAUUUCUUGCAGUCUACGACUCCAAACUUGAUUCUGCCAAAACCGGACCAGACGGAACUUUCAAAGUUCACGGAUCGCAAAGAAAAAUCCGAAAAAUCGACCCGAAAAUCAACAUCUACCAUAGAUGCAAUCAUGUUGGAGUGAGUAAAAAAAAAUAAAAAAGUGUGCGGGUACCGGGAACCGAACCCAGGACCUCUGCAACAAAAAGCAGCGCGCUAACCGCCUGCGCUAAACGUGAAAGUGCGCGGUGUUUCGUCAUUUUUGGCUCAAAAACCCGCGAAUUUUACAGGUUUGCCCGAAAAAAGUCACAAUUCACGUGCCAAAAAAUGCGAUUGCCAAGGGCAAAGACGGCGGUCAACAAUUCGACAUCGGCAUGUUGAAUUUGGCCAACCGAUAUCCGGGAGAGGGAACCGAUUGUAUUCAUUAA